ACGGAAGUGUGCAAUUGCAGCCAGCGUCCGAGCACAUUAGAUAAGUGCCCGUCGACAGUCGCCUCCAUCCGCACGUCGCGUUCGGACCGUUCUGUGAUCUGUAUACUUACUUGGUAUACUUCCACGAUGUAUUGUGACUUCCCUGAGUUGGGGCGGUGCUGCUUCUGCAUGCCGCUAAGGAGGGGGGUGUUGACGUUUGGAUACCUCAAUUUUUUCUUCUCGGUGUUCAUGCUCGGCGUAUACAGCUACUAUAUCAACGCGGCCUCCGGCAACCUCCACCUCAUCUACCACGGCUCGCUGUCAAUGAUCCCCGCCGAGGCAUGCCUCUUCAUCUACUGCCUCGAAAUCGUCUUCAACCUGAUUCUGCUUUAUGGCACUCAUUUGAAAAAGCUUUUGUUCGUGAAGAUAUUCUACUACUUCGCCAUCGUGUCGACGGUGGCGUCGGUGAUGAUCCAACUGCUGGACGCGUCGGAGAUGUGGAUGCGGCUGGCCAUCGAGACCAUCUCGCUCACGUUCGCGGGCUUGUGUCUCCAGUUAUACCUCAUCAUCUUAGUUCGAAGUCUGAUCAAAAAGCUGAUGGUAGACGGAGACCAUGUCUUCGAGAAUCAGCUUCACCAGAUCGUCACUGGAGAGCGAAAGUUCAACAACGCCAGCAACGGCAUUUAUGAUGCUAACACCGUCGUUCCGAAUAAUCCGAAUGAUGGUUUCGCUCUAUUUGCCCUCAGCCUGGACGUAUAUUUCAGCGAUGGCUUCGAUCUUUCGACGCACACGUUCGGCUUCUACCGAGGCACCUCUUUCAUCGCCGAACGAUGGCUCUUCUUCCUCAUGUACUGUGUGGAGAUCGCCUUUAUCCUGGUUUUGCUGAUUGGGGUUCAUACGAGAAACUCAAGGCUAAUGCUGGUGUACUACUACUAUGGGAUCACUACAACUCUGGCGUCGUUGGCUACAUUUAUGUUCGUGAACGUCCAGGAGUUCCACACCCACAUACCCCUGUACUUAAUAGACAUCACCAUUAUCUUCAGUGCUAUAGUGACCCAGGCAUACCUGCUUUUACUAAUUCGCAGCGAGCUAGAAAAACCGCGUGAGUCCCUUCGGUUCGUCAACCACCUCGCUGAGGUCUGCGUGCAGCAACCGGCAACCAACGGCCUAAAUCCUUUAUAACUUUA
Messenger RNA from Cydia amplana, 1166 nucleotides. RefSeq lists its product as uncharacterized. The coding region runs from base 127 to 1161 and encodes 344 amino acids. The record is from RefSeq and is a predicted model, not a curated record. The transcript has 7 exons. Lineage: Eukaryota; Metazoa; Arthropoda; Insecta; Lepidoptera; Tortricidae.